Molecule: messenger RNA, 516 nt
Organism: Mollisia scopiformis
Lineage: Eukaryota; Fungi; Ascomycota; Leotiomycetes; Helotiales; Mollisiaceae
Exons: 2
Coding region: 1-516 (171 amino acids)
Source: RefSeq, a predicted model, not a curated record
AUGGUAUCUUUUCAUGGACGGAGUGUGUUGCUUCAAGCUUUAUCUUUCUAUGCCCUUCUAGCUUUUCUCGCUGCGUCUGCCUCAUCAACUCAAUUUUUAUAUUCUGUGGUCGAGAGUUCGCAUCAUCAUCAGAAACGUCAGGGUGUCUCGAUAGCUCAGAAUGCUUCAAUAGCUCAGAAUGCUUCGACAUCGGCUCUUGCACAAGCCCAAAAGAUUGUGGCGGAAGCAGUCCGUCAGCAAGGCGAGUACAAUACCUAUCGUGUCGCAAAUCCAAGACUCAACAAGUAUUAUGCCAGUAACUCGGCAGAAGCUAGAGCCUACAGAAAGCAAAAGCGGGACACAGAGCCACUUCCACCAACGCUUAACGCUACCAUCCGAGCUGCUGCAGCUUUGCUUGCCGAGGAUGAUGCUGCGGCCAAGGCUGCAAAUGGCACUCUCAAUCGUGUCUACCCAAAACCGACUUUCGAUAGCAAUUCUGAUUCUGAGGACACGAAACGCGCUACCUCAAGCUACUAG